This is a messenger RNA of Phragmites australis (common reed), 1971 nucleotides long. RefSeq lists its product as uncharacterized. Gene Ontology annotation, molecular function: hydrolase activity, hydrolyzing O-glycosyl compounds. Lineage: Eukaryota; Viridiplantae; Streptophyta; Magnoliopsida; Poales; Poaceae. Gene Ontology annotation, biological process: carbohydrate metabolic process. The transcript has 4 exons. The record is from RefSeq and is a predicted model, not a curated record. The coding region runs from base 321 to 1742 and encodes 473 amino acids.
CCAGGCAGGCUGAGUAUACCAGCAACCAAACGGGCCCUGGUGACACCGCUCACACGACCGCCGCCGCUUUGCCCUUCACCUCCCCGUUCAAUUCUAGCUUUCCCCCGUCUGGAUUCUCAAACACGGCAGGGCAGCCGCCGGGUCAACUCCCACCCUUCGCCUCCACGACUCCACCCGCUUCUCCACUCCCCGCUGCGGAUCCGGCGCGGCCCCCUUCCCACCUCUGCACGAAGGUGGGCAGCAGUGCGCGCGCAGACCAUGCUGCGGUACGAUCAACCUGCAAGAUCCGGGACCGGGAUGGUUCGCUUGUUAGCUUUCUUAUGAAGAUUAGUAAGGAGCGAAUGAAGAUGAGGAACAAACAGCGAAAAUCAUAUGCUCUCAAUUUUGAUGCAGGAUGUCGAUCCUCUUUAUCUUUUAUUCUAUGGAGCUUGGUGGGUUUGGGUCUCAUUGUAUGCUUCCUUUCCUUUACACAUCAAGCAGACAGUGGGCAGAACCGUAUUUAUUUCAGCCAUCUACCUGCGACCAGAGUAUUGGAGGAAGUCGAGGAGGAGCACUUUCGCUUGCCACCUCCUCACAAGUUGAAUCCUCGUGCAGUGAAACGGCGAGGGCCGCGUAAGCAACCAAAGGUUAUUGACGAAUAUCUGGAUGAGUCUUCAGCGAUACAUGCCUUGUUCUUUCCUGAUCAAAGAACUGCAGUGGACCCAACAAAAGGUGGAAAUGGUAGCAUGUACUUCUAUCCCGGUAGAGUGUGGCUGGACACUGACGGAAACGCCAUUCAAGCCCAUGGUGGCGGGAUUCUGUAUGAUUACAAGACUGCCAAAUUCUAUUGGUAUGGAGAGAACAAAGAUGGACCAACAUACCAAGCUCACUCCAAAGGGGCACAUCGGGUUGACACCAUUGGAGUAAGCAGCUACUCCUCGAAUGACCUAUGGUCAUGGACUCACGAAGGAAUUGUGCUUCCCGGGGAGCCUGCUAAUGUCACCCACGACCUUCAUAAAUCAAAGGUGCUUGAGAGACCUAAGGUGAUAUAUAAUGAUCACACUGGAAAAUAUGUCAUGUGGAUGCACAUCGAUGAUGCAAAUUACACCAAAGCAUCUGUUGGUGUGGCUGUCAGUGACUCUCCCACUGGACCAUUUACGUACCUUCAUAGCUUUCGCCCACAUGGAUCUGAAAGUAGAGACAUGACAAUCUUCAAAGAUGAUGAUGGAACGGCUUACCUCUUCUACUCUUCUCGUGACAAUACUGAGCUUCAUGUUAGUCCAUUGACGAAGGACUAUCUCCACAUCACAGCAGCAAUGAAGAGAAUAUUAUUAAGGCGGCAUCGGGAAGCUCCGGCUGUGUUCAAGCUCCAAGGAACCUACUACAUGGUCACCUCUGGUUGCUCAGGUUGGGCUCCCAACAUAGCACUGGCACAUGCUGCAGACUCGAUCAUGGGCCCAUGGGAGACAUUGGGAAACCCAUCUGUUGGAGGCAGCAGUUUUUUCCGGUUGACAACGUUCUUAUCUCAAAGCACAUUCGUGCUUCCUCUCCCUGGCUUGCCUGGUACAUUUAUCUUCAUGGCUGAUAGGUGGAAUCCAUCAAACUUGAGAGACUCCCGGUAUGUUUGGCUACCUCUGUUCAUUGGAGGAUUGGCAGAUGAACCGCUGGACUACAGUUUUGGUUUUCCCCUGUGGUCAAGGGUGUCGAUUUAUUGGCACAAGAAAUGGCGUCUCCCAGAAGGUUGGAGGGUGCGGUAUACGUGACAUUCAUCGCGUGCGCAGUGAAUACAUAAGAUAGCUAUACUUCACAGAUGCAAUAGCGGGGCAGAUGUGGUUCCACUAGUAGAUUAUUCAGAAUCUUACUAGAGGUUUCUGAUCAGUGAUUUUCUCAGGCUUUUGUACACAGUAGGCUCCAAAACAUACUUUUGUUUGUGUAACUUCUAUUGGAAAGAAAGAAGCGUUAUGUUUCAGCCUUCUGUAUGGGCAUCUCCAA